Molecule: messenger RNA, 1539 nt
Organism: Vicia villosa (hairy vetch)
Lineage: Eukaryota; Viridiplantae; Streptophyta; Magnoliopsida; Fabales; Fabaceae
Product: PKS-NRPS hybrid synthetase cheA-like
Exons: 6
Coding region: 1-1539 (512 amino acids)
Biological process (GO): regulation of DNA-templated transcription
Source: RefSeq, a predicted model, not a curated record
AUGGACUGCACAUACAAGACAAACAAGUAUAGACAACCGUUGUUUGAAAUAGUUGGUAUGACAUCAACUAAAUUAACAUUUGCUGUUGCAUUUGCCUAUAUGGAAUCAGAGCAGACAGAGACUUUUUGUUGGGUAUUGGAUAAGUUGAAACAGUUGUUUAUCAAGCAGGAUGAUUGUCCCCAGGUAAUCUUGACUGAUAGAGAUCUUGCUUUAAUGAAAGCCAUUGAAACAGUAUUUCCAAAGACAACUAAUUUGCUUUGCCGAUUUCACAUCAACAAAAACGUGAAAUCAAAGUGUAAGGAACAUGUUGUGGAUGAUAUGCGAGAAAAUGUGGAGAAAAUGUGGUUUGAACUUACAAGGGCUAGUGAUGAGAUCGAGUAUCAUCAAAGGUUGAAACAACGUGAGGAUGCAUGUGUUGACUCCAAAGGUUUUAUUGAUUAUGUGAAUGAAACAUGGUUGACACCUCACAGACAUCGAUUUGUCGAAGCAUGGAUCAAUCAAGUGUUACAUUUGGGCAACACCACAACAAAUAGGGUGGAGUCUGCGCAUUGGAAACUUAAGCAAAUAUUAGAGAAUAGCUUUGGUGAUUUAUGCAAAUGUUGGGAGGCUAUGAAUGACAAUAUCAAGAUACAAGUGGGCAACAUUAGAGCUUCAUUUCAGAAGAGUUUUUAUGAAGUUGAGCAUGCACACACUAGUCCUUUUUAUUCAAAUUUGCGUGGUUCAGUAUCAAGAGCUGCAUUGAGGCAGAUUGCUGAAGAGUGGUUGAGGAUUGACAUGUUAGGGAGAUAUACAUUGAGUGGUGAUGCUAUACCAAUUGAGGCUAUUCAUAUUCAUUGGAGGAAACUAAGUAUGGAAGGAAAUCAAGAUAUAGAUGCAGAUGAUGGAUCAGAAAUAGACAUGACAAAUGCAAUCGACGAAAUUUGGAAAAGGUGGAAGUCAUUAGAUGUUGUAGGAAAAAGAGCAUUAAAAAACAGAGUGUGUGAGAUUGCUUAUCCGACUACAACAAAGAUGUGUCCACCGCCUGAAAAAAUUAAAACCAAAGGAGGGGUUAAGAAGAAAGGGAAGAGACCUGUGGGAUAUGAUGUUUAUCGUGAUCCUUCAGAAUAUGAGUAUGUUGAUCAAGCACAUUCGAAUUACAUCAGACCAUUUAUUGAUGACAUUGUUGAUGUAAGAGAUGAUGGAAAUUGUGGGUUUAGAGCCAUUGCAUCUUUGCAUGGUUAUGGCACAGAUGGAUGGUCAAUGGUUCGUCGAGAUUUGGAGAAAGAAAUUAUAGGUCCUAGAAGUCACCUUAGUUUGAGUUACUUUCCUAUGACGAGUGCACAUUCACCUAAUGCAUCCAUUUACUGCAUCGGAUUUGUCAAUGGAAAUCAUUGGCUUCAGGUAAACAUGAAUGAAGGAUUCCCGUUGCCACCUGUCACAGCUGAUUGGACGAAAUAUCGCACAAAAGAUGCAACUUCUUGGAUGGUAGGAUUUGUCGGGCGGUUACAACAUUGGCAACGGCUAAUGCCUAUACUACCAAAAUAUGUCAGCUUAGAUUGA